Messenger RNA from Aspergillus wentii DTO 134E9, 1590 nucleotides. Its product is annotated as PH domain protein. The record is from RefSeq and is a predicted model, not a curated record. The transcript has 4 exons. The coding region runs from base 1 to 1590 and encodes 529 amino acids. Lineage: Eukaryota; Fungi; Ascomycota; Eurotiomycetes; Eurotiales; Aspergillaceae.
AUGUCGGCUACCAGCAGUCCCGUAGAGCCUAAGCUCCCCACUCGCUCGUCGACGGUGACCAGUUCCUUGACGGCUGCGACUCGUCGGCAUUCGAAUAGUGAGGACGAGGCUAUUCCCGACUCUGAUAGCAAUGAGACUACCAAUCUCCUUCUUGAGCGUCUCCGCGCUUGGAAGCAUAUGUGUGGAUACUUGGAGGAUUAUGUUAGUGUGACUGCCAAGGUGCAAAAGUCGCAGUCGAAGGAUUAUGAGAAGGUUCUCAAGACUGUGAGUGACCCGUUGAAGGAAGGUCACCAUUUCUCUCAGAGCGUAGGUGGUGUUUCUGGGAUGUUUGAGAAUAUUCGGUCGAAUACUCAGGGAAUGGUGAACAUGUACCUUGAUACCGAGAAGAACUUGAAGGGCUCUCUACUUCCCACCCUCGAGCGUCUUCACAAGGAAAUCAAGAACAAGUCCAAGGAGCUGCAAGCUGGAGCUUCCAAGGGUGCCAAGGCUGUUGAGAAGGCCCGCGGUGUUACUCAGAAGCACAUUGAGCUCCUGGCCCAGCAAACUGCCUCGUUCGACGCAGCUGCAGGAAACAAGAUCGAACAAUCACACGACCCCUACAUCUUGCGCCGGGGUGUCAACCACCGCCUGAACAAGCAGGUCAUCGAGGAGAACAACAACCGCCAGGAUAUUCUUGCUGUGCAGAACAACUUUCAGCAAUUUGAGAGCCAUGUGCUGCAGACCGUGCAGGGUGCCCUGGACCAGUUCUUCCAGUUCAUGGGCGGCCAGGCAGACCGCCAGCGUGCCAUGUACGCGGACAUCUUGGGAUCUGCCCAGAAGAUUCCUCCCGACUUUGAAUGGGUUAACUUUAUCACGAGAAACGACAAUGUUCUCGUGAACCCAGACGACCCGCCCAGAUCUCUGGCCAACAUCAACUUCCCCAACCAGGAUCACCGUGCUACCACACCACUGAUUGAGGGAUCAUUGGAGCGUAAAUCCCGCGCUAUGCUCAAGGGUUACAGCUCCAGCUACUAUGUCGUCACCCCUGCCCGUUACCUGCACGAGUUCAAGGACGACGAUGACUUCCGCCGCGACCCUGCCCCAGAGCUCUCGCUUUACCUCCCCGACUGUGUCAUUGGCGCCCUUGACGGCGUCAAGCUCAGUGUUAAGGGCAAGGAUGUUUCGGGUAGCAAGGUCGGCAAUGCCUUCCACACCACCACCGAACUGAACUUCAAGGCGCACACCGCAAACGAUGCUGAGAAAUGGUGGAAUGUUAUCAAGGACGCAACCCGUGGUCCACCAUUGCAGAGAGUGCAGACAGGUGCUACCACAGGCAGUCAGCCCGCAAGCCCUGCAGUUGCCAGUCCCGCUGCCGCCAGUCCUGCCGCUGCUGCUUCCGCUGAGCCACCAGCAUAUAACGAGAAGGAAAAGGAAGCUGAAGCACAGGGUGAGCAACAGGCCGAGAAGACCGAGAAGGCCGAAAAGGCGGAAACUCCUUCGGAAACCGUGCAGAGCCCGACAUCUCCGGCCAUUAGCCGCACCGCCAGCACUGCUACGGGACACUUCCACACAUCUCCCGGCGGAUCUGCGACAGGCAAUGAGAAAGCAUAA